Molecule: messenger RNA, 2664 nt
Organism: Antechinus flavipes (yellow-footed antechinus)
Lineage: Eukaryota; Metazoa; Chordata; Mammalia; Dasyuromorphia; Dasyuridae
Gene: LCA5L
Product: lebercilin LCA5 like
Exons: 11
Coding region: 284-2407 (707 amino acids)
Biological process (GO): intraciliary transport
Cellular component (GO): axoneme
Source: RefSeq, a predicted model, not a curated record
CUAGAGUCCCGGAAGUCCUUCUUCGUGUUCCAGGAGACCCCGCGCGCCCCAGUUCCCAUGGUAACAGCAAACUGAAAACACUAGGGCUGCGAGAGUUGCAGGAAGAACAGUUUUUGCCAUCAAAUGACUUUUGAGACCAGUUGCCAUCUUCUCCCAACAAAAAGCCAUCACUUUUCUGGAUUGUCUGGAAGUCCUGAUCAUGUCAUGAUUUUCACCAGUGAUAUGAGAAUCUGGCCAAAAUCUGAGAUGCAGUUUCUACAGCUGCAGUGAGAGGUUGCUUACUAUGUCAUUGAUUGAUACAACAAGUGUAGAUGACCAUUUCCAUCAUACAGUAUUAGAAGACAAGCCUACAGAAUGCAAAAGAAAUCUAGGCACUGGUGAUUUUUCCAGGAACAGUAACAACAGCACUGGAAGCGUUGAUUAUAGCAGAACCCAAGGUUCAAGUGGAAACUUUAGUUCUCACUAUGAUUAUUCAGAAGAUUUUGUCUCUGAAUAUUCUGCAACAGCUGUUAAUGGCAGUUGUGUCGAUCUGUUUGAGACAAAAGUAAAAAAAGAAGAGAAGAAAAAGAAAAAUGUUUGUAAUGUUGCCCAACAAAAAGGAUUUAAGGAAAUCUCACCCGAAAAACUGCAGAACUGGAAUACAGCCUUAACUUCUCAAAUUAGUAUCAUUACCCAAAAAAGAGAUGCUAUGGCUCAUCGCAUAAUGUCAGCAAGGCUUCAUAAGAUUAAGGAACUGAAAAAUGAAUUAGCUGAUAUUCAUCGUAAACUAGAAGCAACUGUCUUAGAAAACCAACUCUUGAAACGACUUCAAUUCAGGCACUUGAAAGCAAUAGGAAAAUAUGAAAAUUCACAAAAUAAUUUACCCCAGCUUAUGGCUAAACAUCAUAGUGAAGUAAAAAAUCUAAGGCAACUUCUUAGAAAAUCUCAGGAGAAAGAAAGAAAUGUGUCCAGGAAACUUAGAGACACUGACAGUGAGUUAUUAAAGACCAAAGAUUCCUUGUUAACAUUGCAGAAACUUUCUGAAGACAAAAGUCUCGCAGAGAGAGAAGAACUUACGCAAAAAUUGUCUGCACUUAGCACAAAAAUGGAGGCCAAUGACAAAAGAAUACAGAGCUUGGAAAGACAACUGAGACUGAACAGUAGUGCAUUUAGUCGUCAAUUAGCUGCUGAAAACAGAAAGACUAUAACAGCUAAAAAUACUUCAAAGAACCUUCAAAUGGAAGUAAAGUGCCUUCAACAAAAACUUAAGGAAAAAGAUCGAGAACUUGAUAUAAGAAAUAUAUAUACUAACCGGUUCCUUAAAAAUUUAUAUGACAAAGAUGAACAACUAAAAGGAAACCAUGAGAAGACCACUGAAUCUUUCAAAGUUUCUUCACCAACUACAUCCAUAAAAGCAGAAAAGAAAUACCGUCUAUUUCCAUGUAUAGUUCCACAUCAUUUGAAGGAAAAUACAGAAGAUAGUGUAUCUCUGCUAAUUAAGGAGGAAAAAGCCACAGGAAAUGAUGCUGAAAAGGAAGAAACAAUUCAUGUCAGUCAUGAAGUAAUCCAUGAUGUCUAUAAAUUACCAAAUAAAGAAGAUCCUGAAAAAAUAUAUAAAGAUUUACUAAAGGAAGACAUACACAGGGAAGUACAAACACCACUGGAGAGUAAUGGAAGGCAAAGAGAGAAAAAUUUUUUAGAAAAGAUACCUAAUUUGCUGAAAGAAGAACAAGCGACAUCAGCACAAAGAGAACGUUUAAUUACUCCAUUAAGGGAAAACAAUCAUCAUCUUAAUGUAGGAAAAGAAAAUCUUAAAAUUAGUGUAUCAAUGCAUGACACAGAUGAACUGCAUAAUAAAUAUGUCAUUCAAAAUAGUAAAAUUCCACUUAGGCAAAGAAAACAUUACUCUUUCACUGAAGCCAUUGAAAAUUUGCACAAUGGAAUUCCUACUUCAGGUACAUCUAGUUUAGGAGCCAGCCGAAAUAGUCAAAUUAUAAACAAGCAACAAGGUAAUGCAACUGACCUGAAGACAGAAAAUUCAGUUAGUAGGUAUGAACCAUCAUUUGGUAAAUCUUCUAAAACAAAAACAAAAGAUUCAUCAAGUGAAAAGAAUGGGAACUGUACAAAUACAGCUUUGAGGGAUAAGAAAAGUAAUCUGAUGGAAGAACUCUUUGGAUCAGAUUGUGUCUUAAAAAACAAUCCCACAAAUACUGAUCUUAAAUCACCUAAUAAAGAAAAAGAAAGUUUGGAAAGUGAUAGGAUGCAAGAUCCUCAUAAUUAUCGAUCUUCAGCCAUUAAUGCUUUUGGAGAUUCUAAGUAUGCCACCAUAAUUUAUAACGGCUUAUGUCAAAACAGCGUAAGGAAGAAUUCCUUUGUAAGAGAAACAGAUGAGGGCAACUUGAAAAGGAGCAACAAAACCAGGAAAUGAUUCUGCAGCUAAAAGUUGCUUUUGUCAAAGAAAUGUUCAGCAAUAGCCAAGUGUUGGCCUUACAAACUUCUCUUUCAGAAAUUUUCCUUAUCUGGCUAAAAUGGACAUCAUAUUUUAUGAAAAUUAAAACUAACAAAUGGGCAAUAUUCAGUAUUUUUAUUAUCGUACCUCUGGUUUUUACCACACAUUUGUAACCUUCCAUCUGGCUUACUUUCAGUUAUCUUUAUUAUAAAAAGAUUAAAAAUAGAAACAAUAAA